CUCCGAGCUCGGCAUUGAGGCCGUUGCUUGAAGCGUCACGUCCCUGCGAGGUUUGAAUAAUUCCAUCUGACGCCCUCAGCUCAAGCCUCUCACCUAGUGUAGUAUCGUUACGCGGACCCAAUAAUCAUUUCCAGUUCGCGCCCUGCCCGUUCGGCUGCGUUGUUUAUCAACGGGUUUCCUUUUCGCCUUCGUCCGGAUUCCAUCUCACUACCGAUUUGUUGUUCAUUUCUUCCACUAUUAUGGGUCUGCUCUCUUGUGAUAGUUUUCUCCCACAUCUGGUCUGGAGAGUAUCAACAUGGCUGAGCCGAUAUUCACCAGACACCCACUGUUUAAUUGAAGACUGUUAUCAUCGACAGAGAGCAGAGACUUAGACAUCAUGUCACGUCAUUAUCAAAAGACCUUCGGGCGUAAAGUGGGCAAUGUGUGCACCACAAGUAUACAGUUUGACAAAUUAUUUAAAGAGAACAGCAACCGUCCAUCUGCAGCCAAAUCUGCUGGUACUGUUGGAAAAUGGGGUAUCACAUCGUUUACCUCCAUCCGAAGCUCAAAUGCGAUAGGACCUAACUCUGGCAGUGGGAAGGCUGGCGGAGGGAAAGCUGGUGCUGGGAAGGCUGGCGGUGGCAAGGCUGCCGCUGUAAAGGCUACCGCUGGAAAAGCUGGCGUUGGGAAAGUUGGUGUUGGUAAAUGUGAACCAGUUGUUGGGAUCAAGAGGGGAAGGACAGAUUCACAAAAUAGCAAGUCCAAUGACUCGUUUUCUUUUGACAAUGAUUCGGACUCUAGUGCUCCUCCUGUCAUCAAGCCCAAAAAGUUUUUCAAAAGCAGAAAUGCAGAGGCGGCUACACCUGCUACAGACGUUACCAAAGCAUCAAGUGUUGCCUCGUUUGGAAGCAACAUAGUUGACGAUACCGAUCAUCCUAUCCAACCAAUGCGCACAGCAGCUAGUCGAAAAAUGAUGACUCGCACUCCAAGUCCCCCUGCAACACGACCUUCAAGUAGCUCUAAUACUGAAGAAGCCAACAAACCUCCUAUAGUCCUAAGGAUAUUUAAGGGCACAUCUCAACUGGUUAGUACCACCACCACCCCUACUAGCCCAGGCAAUGAGUUUGAAGUGCAAUUAGUCGAAGAGCACGACAUUGUGAAGGCACCUCCUGUCAAGGCUAAACAGAGCAGUGUACCCCGCAACAAGAAAGGAGGCAGCAAGAAAGAACGAAUACCUGAUAUUGAGGAUGACGAUGAACUUUUGACUGUAAAUACUGCCACAUCACGCGCUCAGCGAUACUCACGUCGGCAAGCGGCAGCAAAGGAAACAACACUAGAAAUGGACUCUGAUUCAAUACCAUUCAUCCCAACUCCCAAGAAAGCAGCUCGAUAUGGUUAUGGACGGGGUAUUGACAAACCUUUAACCACUAGCACAUCUGAUACUUCUUCCGGCUAUGGCUUGUACAUGUCACCAGAAGCAUCAGCCUCAACGGAUAAUCCUUACAGCCCGCAAACAGUACCUGCAUCAGAAGGUACAGAAAAUGAUGAUGCAGCCUCAACUGAUGCCCCUGCCAUGGAAAGCUCAGCUCAAGAUGAAUCUCUUGACUACUCAAGUGCAGAAAGCUUGAAUGUUAGCAACGAAACGGACAUGUCUCUUCCCCAGCCAACAUCAUCAGCUCCACCUCCUGCAUUACCCAGUGCAAUAUAUGAUGAAGAAAACUCAGAAUCUGAAAUGCCCAGUACUGAAAAUGCAGGUUUGGAGGCAGCAUCUUCUGAGCCUGAAGAAACAGCCGCAACAUAUCCUCCUGUUUCUUCGUUCCAAGUUCCACCCUCUUAUCCUUCAGCUCCUGCCUUUCAACAACCUGUAGAGAACUACCAAUUACCUCCGCCCUAUGACCACACCUCUUCAUACCAACAACCAGAUGUUAACUAUCAGGCAACAGAAAGCUAUGAAGCUCCAACCUCCUCAUAUCAAGCAGCAGCUUCAUCAGAGCCUGAUGAACCCCUAGAGCAUAUGACGGCCAGGCAGCGAUUCGAUCGGCGCAACAGGCAAGCCAUGGAGUCCCAUCAAGCACCACAGAGCAUGGCAAACCACAUUGAACAUUCUUCUUUGGAAACAAGGUCUCAACAGUCCCCUGAUCAUGAGAUGCAUUCAUCAAACAUGGGUUCGGUUGACUGUGAUCCAAUAGAUUCAGCCAAUUCUGUCAUUGCCAAUUCGGCAUUGGCUUCAAGGAAUGUGUAUGAUGAUGGUCCUGAUGCUUUUGAUGGAUACCCGGGAAGUUCUGGUGAGCCUAGCGCCAACCAUGAAGUUUCUGACUCAAUUGAGAGUUAUUCCUCUGCUGUUGUUGUUCCUCGGAAGAAGGGCAGCAUUUUUAAAAGCCGUGCCCACGGGACUGAUGAGAAUAAAAAGAGGCUGGCUCUCUACAAACACAAGUGGAGUGAUAAUCAAGAAGGAGCUCCUGGUGCAUCUCAACCUGGAUCCAAUGUUGAGCAAGCUGAAACUAACGCCUCCGCUUCAUUGGCAAAGCCCUCUACAAGUGCAUACAACGUCGAUGAUGAAUUUGGGCCUGACGAGUUAACACGAGUGACAGAGCAGAAAGUUGAAGAUGAAAGUGUUGAGCCUGUGACGACUGUGAAAUGUGCAAAGAAUGCCAAAGGGUACUACACAGUUGUCCGGAAUGUGAAAAAAGCUCAUCAAAUUCAAGAAUCUGGUGAAUUUCAAGAAUUUAAUGAUGAUGUGGAGUAUAUUCUUGAUGCCUUACAGGAGCAAAAUCCUAUUGGUACUCGGUGUUUGUCAGCAAUUACAUUAGCGUCCAAGUGCAUGGUUCCUGCAUUUAGAAUGCAUGUUCGAGCUCAUGGAACAGUUGCAAAGUUCUUUAAAGCUCUACAUGAUGCAGCUAGAGAUCAGAGUUUAGGACUUUGUACUGCAACAGUGAUGUUUGCCUUAAGUCAAGACCGCUUGAACAUGGAUCUAGACCGUGACAGUCUUGAGUUAAUGCUCAAUCUUUUGGAGUCAGAUGCAAGUCAUUUAAAUGCCCUUGAGGAUUGUGGUCUGUCAAGUUCCCAAUUACUGAAAAAUAAAUUGAAAGUGCGUGAGCUCUGUGCUGAAAUUCAAAGUCAGGGUCAUGCAAAGCACCUCAACUUAGACAAUAUUACUGUUGGUCAGUUAGCAAUGGAAACACUUUUAUCUCUCACAUCACGUCGUGCUGGAGAGUGGUUUAAAGAAGAAUUACGUGAACUGGGUGGUCUUGAGCACAUUGUUAAAACAAUUUGUCAAUGUUGUGUUCAAAUUGACGAUUAUGUUGUAGAAUGGACUGAUGCGCUGCUUGACAGGAUGAGGAAGAUUGACCGUUGUCUUAGGGUUCUCGAGAAUGUUACUCAAGAGAAUGAAGAGAAUCAAGUGUAUCUUUUGAAAUAUCAGAAUGCCUCUCUGGUUGAUGUUCUAGUAAGGCUACUUCGACUUUGUGGAAAUGAAGUUCCUUUGUACCCUGUGUUUGAUCCAGCUGAUAAAGAUUCGACUGGGGUUGUCCUGCGGGAAGCACUUUUUGCAGUCCUUAAAGUUCUUAUUAACCUUUCUCAUGACUUCAAGGCCCUCACAUAUGGUAGCACUUUAGUUGGAUCCAAAAAUGGCAUGCUAGAAUCAUCAUUGCAUAUGCUUCUUCAUAUUCCUAAUUAUGUUGUGGAGAACUCAAAGUUUGAUCUCAUUGUUCUGGCGCUCACAUUGAUGAUAAAUUUGAUGGAACAUAAUGUUGACAAUAGAUUAAGACUUUUGAGAACAAAGGCCCCAGCUGAAGUUGAAAGUAUGUUCUCCUGUAAUCAAAAAAGUGCAAUUGAAGCACUCAUUGCCAUGUUCUACCGUCAAGAGGAAUUUGCUCGUAGUGAAGAAGCAAAGACUGAUGCAAUUCUUGAUGGCAAGGAUACAGCUGAAGACAGUGAGAAAUCUAAAGAAGCAGAAAAGGACAAAGACAAACCCAAGACUGUGCAAGCAAACAAGACGCAAGAUGAGCAGAUAGAAGAGACAGUUGCCAAAUUGCUCGCUAAAGCAGGCCGUCACAUGGAGCACACUUUUGUUGCUGCUUACAUUGGAUUACUCCUUGGAUAUGUAAUAAUGAACAACCAGGAACAUGAAGAGAUGGUCCGUAGAAUGCUACCAGAAGGGGAUUUCAAGACAAUGGUGGCUGUCCUUAAGAAAUUUUUCAAUUUCAUGAGUCUUACUGUAACUGCCACAGGCAGUAGUCGAGGUCUAUCUGCCACAGAAACUGUUCUGAAGUACAUGGAGAAAUUGGAUGAACCUCCACGAGAGGAAGAACUUAAGUCUGAGGGUGAUUUGCCAUCAGAUCUAGAUGGUUCUAUGGAGUCAUAGUGUCCAUCUGCUUAGUUUUCUUUUUGUAAUAAGUGAAAUGAUCCUUGUAACUCCAACUUUGACUUUAGGGCUCCUGGUCCCCAUUUUAGCUAGAAAUCUUACCUUUUUGUGUCUUGUGCAUGAUUUUAUGGACAACACUUGUGUGUCUUAUUGUGAUGUAACAUUAAGUUAAUUUCCCAUUUUCUCUUCAAGACUGGUAUUGAGCAUAUGUUGAAGUCCAAUGAAGUUGCUCCAUAUUUUAGGCUCCUAUUGACUAGGGUAGGGCUUUAAAACUGUAAAUUUGUGACUUAAGAUCGCGCUUAAUGGGAGCAUUAUCAAUUUUUCAGGUUCAUUAUGUAUUUUUUAACUUUAUUAAUGUUGUUGCCAUUCCUGUCAAGAAAGUUGUGUCUGGUAUUUUGAUUGUAUUUAAUCCUAGAUGACAACUUUUAUUGGAAACAUGAAAUUUGUUUUUGAUUACUAUUAUGUUUUGGAUGUAAACUUACUAUUACAAAGAAUUGUAUGGUAGGAGACGCGUUAGCUUGAUUUUACUUGUUUGGUUGGAAUUUUGGAUGUUUCUGCCUAGGUCAGUUUAAUCUUUUAAGGUUUGUUAGUAUUUUAACAAAUGUUUUUCCCCAAGCAAUAGUUUUUAUUAAUACAGCAAGGAACAUGUUUAAAAUAUGUUUGGCUUGAUCUGCCUUGACUGUUGAUGCAGUUUAUUUUUUCCAUGGAAGCUCCUGAUUUAUUUUAUUGGUGAGAGGGAUGAUAAGUUUCUCAUGUACUGAAGACCAUUUGAACCUGUGUGAUAAAUGUUUUUCACCUGAAUUUUAACAAGUUCCCUUUUAACUUUGUGCAUGUUUUCAUCAAUGAACUGUCCUCUAAUCAAAUUAAUAAUUUGGUCCAAGAAACUCAUUCUGUUUUUUUGUUUGUAGAAAGACACUAAAAAAAUUCUUGUACUUUCUUAUCCACCUGUGAUUAGUUUUAAAAGAUUUUUGACUAUGUUCACCUUCCAUUGCAGGAGGCUUUGACAGUUUGACCCACAUCUUGCACAGCAAAGUGGCCUGAUCUGUUUAGUGUGCUUUAUGCCUGCCAAAAGCUGCACCCUCAGCUGUCAUUUCUUCAUGUCUGGAAGCCUUUUUUGUGAUCUGUGUGAUCAGCUCUGUCGUGUUGGGGGCUCCAGUCACUUUUUUAAAAAGACUCUGUCUUGUUUUAUAUGUAAAAUUGGGUCUGAGAAGGAUGUGUGACAUGAUAAAGUCAAAGGCUUGUAUUGUUUUUAGUGUUGUGAAGACACAACAAAAAUACGUGUUAGUACAUAAUUGAUAUAUUUCAUAGUAUUUAUGUGAACUUUUGUACAUACAUCGGUUUUAAACAAAUUAAUGUUGUUUUACUGUAUAUUUUCCUUGUAAAUUUUUUUUUCCUGUUUAUAGUGUACGAACAAAACUACCGUAAGAAUUAAAUUAUUUUAUGUCACUUAUAAUUGAAGAAUGUAUAUAGUCAUACAUGCUCACUAUCAUAAUCAUAAUCACUCAUGUGUGAAUGAAUGGACAGUCCUCUGGAAUUGCACAAAUGUCAUGACAGUAUCAGAACAUGUGGAUUGUCACAUUUGGCAAACGAGUUGUGCAUAAUACAUAAUUUGCCCAAACGAAGUAAAGACUGAGUCCUGUAUCUAUUGUGCCGGGGAUUUGGGACGAUGUUGCUGAGGUUACAAGAUUCUUGAUUGCCAAUAUGCAAAAAGCAGUUUAGACAAUAUUUGUUUCUUGCCAGAUUGCUGCAGCCGGCUGCAAUCCGUUCAUUAUGUCGAACUGCUUAGAAUUACGUAUGGCCUUCAAGAAGGUCUAAUUUGUCUUUCUUUCUUCCCUAUUUCCUUGCCAAGAUUUACAGUGACAACUCAUCAAUUACUUCAAGUUAUGACUCAUUGCAGACAUUAAUUCAUGGUCCUUGUUACUUACUCCCAGUUUUCUUUACUUCAAUUUUGAUUGUACAAAUUUUACCUUGAAGAUACCAGUGAUAAGGUCCAGUGACCGCUCUCUUAGUUUAUUUUUUAUGGGAUACUUUCUACUAAAACUGAAUGUUACCAGGCUAGGCGCCAAAAUUGGUAAAGAACAUGUAGUGGAGUCUUGUCAUUAUCGGUGUCAUGCCUUGCUAUAAAAUGUUUCCAUUUUUUGUUCUGACUUUGGCCUAGCAUUUAUUUGUGCUAUUAGUUUGAAAUCCUAAGCACCUGCAGUAAAAAAUUACUGUCUGCUACAAACUCAGAUUAAAUUAAAUUUUGCAGUGGAACACUUCAUGAUUUCUGCCACUCAAUCAUCAAUAUUAUGUUUUGUACAUAUAUAUGUUAUUAAUUUAUGGUAAAUUUAUAUAUGCAUGCAUUUAAGUACAAAUACAUACUCAGUUCUGUUUAUAGUUUUAGGUGUUUUAUUAUUGUACAUCAUGUUUGGAUGCUAGUAACAUGUCCUUACUAUCUGGUACCAUUUGUUUUUCCAAAUUCUUUACCAUCUCAAAUUAUUUGUUUUCAAGUAGCUUCUGUGCAUUUCAGGUAUGCUGAACAUGUGUGAAAGAUCUUAUGUUGCUGUUCUAGAAUUAUUAAAAUGAGGAGAAUAAGAGUCAAGGUUCCUA
This is a messenger RNA of Thrips palmi, 6931 nucleotides long. RefSeq names its product wings apart-like protein homolog 1. Gene Ontology annotation, biological process: regulation of chromosome condensation. The transcript has 18 exons. The record is from RefSeq and is a predicted model, not a curated record. Lineage: Eukaryota; Metazoa; Arthropoda; Insecta; Thysanoptera; Thripidae. Bases 377 to 4342 code for a protein of 1321 amino acids.